GCGCACGCGCGCGACGCUCUUGCCGGUCCCUCUCCGCCGCCUCCUUCUACUCCGCCGCCGCUGCCGCUGUCAUGGCGGCCUGAGGUGCGGCACGGGCGGAGGAAGCGAGCGAGGAGGAGGGAAGGGAGCGCGCCGGGCUGCCAGGUAAAAGCGUCUAGAAUGGCAGGGGAACAGAAACCGUCCUGUAAUCUCCUUGAGCAGUUUAUUUUAUUAGCCAAAGGCACCAGUGGAUCAGCUCUGACUGCCCUCAUCAGCCAAGUGCUCGAGGCCCCUGGGGUUUAUGUCUUUGGUGAGCUGCUGGAAUUAACAAAUGUGCAAGAGCUUGCCGAAGGUCCCAAUGCUGCUUAUUUUCAGCUGCUGAAUCUCUUUGCCUAUGGAACAUACCCGGACUAUGUAGCAAACAAGACUAACCUGCCAGAGCUAACAGGGGCCCAGAAGAACAAGUUAAAGCACUUAACUAUUGUCAGCUUAGCUUCCAGAAUGAAGUGUAUUCCUUACUCGGUGUUACUGAAUGACCUGGAGAUGCGGAACCUGCGGGAGCUGGAAGACCUGAUCAUCGAAGCCGUUUACACCGACAUCAUCCAGGGGAAGCUGGACCAGCGCAACCAGAUGCUGGAAGUGGACUUCUGCAUUGGCAGGGACAUCCAGAGGAAGGACAUCAGCAACAUCAUCAAAACACUCCACGAAUGGUGUGAUGGGUGCGAAGCAGUUCUGUUAGGAAUUGAGCAGCAGGUGCUUAGAGCCAACCAAUACAAAGAGAACCACAACCGAACCCAGCAGCAGGUAGAGACAGAGGUCACAAACAUAAAGAAGACGCUGAAAGCCACAGCCUCCUCCUCGGCCCAGGAGAUGGAGCAGCAGCUGGCGGAACGGGAGUGCCCCCCGCACACGGAGCAGAGGCCGCCCACCAAGAAGAUGUCCAAGGUCAAAGGGCUGGUCUCCAGCCGCCACUGAUGCCUGCACGGCGGCAGCAGGGCGUUCCAGGGCCCCUGAGCGACUCUGGCUCCUCUUUCCAGCAGCAGCUUGUGAGCCGAUCUGGGUUCUUUCAGGCUGCGGGG
Podarcis raffonei (Aeolian wall lizard) is the source of this 1058-nucleotide messenger RNA. RefSeq names its product COP9 signalosome subunit 7B (gene COPS7B). Gene Ontology annotation, biological process: COP9 signalosome assembly. The record is from RefSeq and is a predicted model, not a curated record. Gene Ontology annotation, cellular component: COP9 signalosome. Lineage: Eukaryota; Metazoa; Chordata; Lepidosauria; Squamata; Lacertidae. Bases 160 to 954 code for a protein of 264 amino acids. The transcript is spliced from 7 exons.